AAUGUUUUCGAUAAGCCACGCAAUAACAGGGUUGCUGAAAAAUACACCCUUCCGGAAAUGUAUAUUUUUCCGGGUUUUCAAUUUCUUUCCAUAGGAAAGAUUAAUUCGCGCACACAAUAUAACGUUACAUUUUUCUAGCACAGAUUGUCAUCAUUAUUUGUAAAUGAUGAAUUUGAUAAAUGUUUUUUUUUUACAGAAAUGGGGAUCCAUAAAAUGAAUCUUUAUAAGAAGAGAACAUUUUGCAGUAUCUGAAGAACUGCUUGAUCGGAGAAUUUAAGCAAACGAAAAGACAACAUAUCCAUGAUGAGAAUCGUUAUAAGCGGUGCGAGCGCGCGAACAGGAGUGGUUGUGUUGGUGGUGGCGAGCAGCGCCGGCGUGUCGGCGCGCGUAGCUGGCAAGGUCGGCGGCUACUCCAACAAGAGCAGCGGUAAAUCAACAAGUGGCAUCAACGAGGAAAUCAUCUGGGUCAGCAUAGGCAUGGCGAUAGCGAUAGCCGUGCUCAUAGUCAUCGCGCUCUGCUAUAUUCUCUGCGAGAAGUGCUCUAAGCGGCGCGCGCACCGGGAGCAGUCAUGACGAUACAAGCAGGAGUUCGCGCGCCACGCGCUCUCGGACUCCCUCGUCGACUUCGACUUCCCCCACUACACCCUCUACCCCCAGUACUCCCCCGACGGAAAGGAGUACUACUAC
This is a messenger RNA of Cydia strobilella, 687 nucleotides long. RefSeq lists its product as uncharacterized. The record is from RefSeq and is a predicted model, not a curated record. NCBI's taxonomy places the organism in Eukaryota, Metazoa, Arthropoda, Insecta, Lepidoptera, Tortricidae. The transcript is spliced from 3 exons. Bases 301 to 573 code for a protein of 90 amino acids.